AUGGAUUCACUGCAGUCGGCGGUGAAGAGCGUUUUGCUUUUUUCCCCUCGCACGGUAAAAAAUUAUGGUGAUAUUUCGGCUCCUCGUUCUAGUGGCCGCGAAGGCGAACUCGUAUAUAUGGCGGAGGUGGCGGAACUGCUCAUCACGGAGUUAAUUAAUGUACUUUCUCGUGGCCUAUGCGAAGGAAUUGAUCUGUGGUCUGUUCUCGAGACUCUUAGGGUCGUGUGCGGCAAGAUUGCGCGACACGAAAGUUCAAAAAGUCCACUGAGAAAGGCGAUGUAUCGUCUAAAGUUCUCUGGACAACUCGUGUAUGUUGUGAAGUCUUCCUUCAUGCAAAGCGCUGCAGAUGUGCGUGUGCGAGCACUGCUGCGUUUAAUGCUCAAUCAGGGAGUGCUUUUGGCAGCGCUAGAACUCAUUGGACGGUGGAAUGCAGCGGAAUUAACUGCAUUCUAUGCGGAGCGGGGUGCGAGUAUUUUGUGUGAUAUGGAAGGGAAGUUGUGGGAUGCGUUCCUCCGCAUUUGUACUCCCAUUGGUGGUGUGACCUUGACACAAAUUGUAGCCGGAGUGUCAGGAACGGCUGCUACUGUGAAGUUUGACUUGAUGUUAGUUCCCCCGUGCGCGGAUAACACCCGCCGUAAUGCAAAUGGACCGAUGCAUGGGAACAGUGGCGAAGCAAUUAAAUGGUUAGACAACCGGCACGACACAACUACUGGCCAUAUCACUCCUUUAUUUGGUGGUUGUAAGUCAACAGUGGGGACUGCGGAACGGAGAAGUGACUCACAUGGCGUUUAUGGGAGGGAAAUGAGAGGGGGAAACAACAGCGGUGAGGCGGUUGAUGUGGGCGAUUAUUGCAAAAGUGAUGGGACCAUCGCGGAAGUACGAACGAAUGCCACAACUAAUUUUACCGGUUCCAAUUUAGAGCGCGCUAAAAUGCUACUUGAUGAGGCGGAGGUAAUUCUCUUCAGGAAAUGGCGCCAACUUGUGUCGGUCAUGGCCGAACAGGAGGCGCUUCUCUUUGAGGCGGUCGACGGGGUGUAG
Trypanosoma brucei brucei TREU927 is the source of this 1038-nucleotide messenger RNA. RefSeq lists its product as hypothetical. The record is from RefSeq and is a predicted model, not a curated record. Bases 1 to 1038 code for a protein of 345 amino acids. The transcript has a single exon. NCBI's taxonomy places the organism in Eukaryota, Euglenozoa, Kinetoplastea, Trypanosomatida, Trypanosomatidae.